CUCCACUAUUACAAUUAUUUGAAAUACUUUGUGGUGGUAUAAUAGAAUGGUGGUAUGGGAAGAGUGUGUGAGUGAUGAGACGAUGGGCACUAUAGCUCCCAUUAUUGUCUAUUGGAUUUACGCUGGAGUUAACCAAUUUCUUAGCCCUUCUUUAGAUAAGUACCGGCUUCACACCCUUGAUGAAGAGAAUGAAAAAAACGUAAUACCGAUCACCACAGUGGUCAAAGGAGUCUUGCUUCAACAGCUUCUCCAAAUCUUAAUUACCCAACUUGGAUUCUUUAUUACUUCCUAUACAGAGGAAACCUCAAGGCCAACGGCCCAACCCUCAGUACUAAUCCAGAUCCUUCAGAUAUUAAUAGCCAUGUUCAUAUUCGACACGUGUCAGUACUUCGUCCACCGCUACAUGCACCACAACAAGUUCCUCUACCGCCACGUCCACUCGCACCACCACCGCCUCGUGGUCCCUUACGCGGUCGGGGCUCUCUACAACCAUCCGGUGGAAGUCAUAUCCGACAUGCUCGGUGGAGCCGCUGCGUUUUUUGGGUCAGGGAUGACGCCGAGAACUAGCGUUUGGCUCUUCUGCCUCAUCACCGUCAAGGCCGUAGACGAUCACAGCGGUCUACGCCUUCCAGGGAACUUGUUCCACGUUCUGUUCAAGAAUAACGGUGCUUAUCACGACGUUCACCACCAGGUUAACGGCGUUAAGUAUAACUACUCGCAGCCGUUUUUCACGUUCUGGGACAGAGUAAUGGGGACUCACAUGCCGUAUAACGUCAUGAAACGGCCCGGAGGAGGGCUCGAGGUUAGGAUGAUGAAGAAACGUUCAUAA
This is a messenger RNA of Brassica oleracea var. oleracea, 829 nucleotides long. Its product is annotated as sphinganine C(4)-monooxygenase 1-like. NCBI's taxonomy places the organism in Eukaryota, Viridiplantae, Streptophyta, Magnoliopsida, Brassicales, Brassicaceae. The record is from RefSeq and is a predicted model, not a curated record. Gene Ontology annotation, biological process: lipid biosynthetic process. The transcript has 2 exons. The coding region runs from base 47 to 829 and encodes 260 amino acids. Gene Ontology annotation, molecular function: oxidoreductase activity; iron ion binding.